This is a messenger RNA of Ostrinia nubilalis (European corn borer), 2120 nucleotides long. Its product is annotated as protein unc-79 homolog. Gene Ontology annotation, molecular function: protein binding. The record is from RefSeq and is a predicted model, not a curated record. Bases 174 to 2120 code for a protein of 648 amino acids. The transcript is spliced from 15 exons. Lineage: Eukaryota; Metazoa; Arthropoda; Insecta; Lepidoptera; Crambidae.
GCGCUUACUGAAAACGAAAAAAACAAGGUAUCCAGACGGAUCAAUAGCCUGAAGAGAUAGGAAAGUCUAGACUCAGGUCUCAUCUCUUUCGGCGCGGGUCAUUCGUGGUGUGGAAGCUGGGAUUGCGUAUCGAUUAGUGCCGUUCAUGUUAGCUGCGAAUCUAGUCCGGGCAAAUGCAGGGGAGCUUCAAGAUUCAGCUCAUAAACAUGGGCACACGGGCGGCUGCCUUCACGGCGAAGAUCCGCAGCCUGUAUGACUGCCAGCUGCGGCUGAUGCACAACAUCCAGCCGCUGCCGUCGGGUAUUGACAUCGCGAACACCGUCAAGUACUUCUCACAGACGCUGCUCAGCGUCCUCAAAGAUGUCCCCCGCUCUCCCCUGGAGAUGCUGCGCGACGCGGACAACGAUCCCGACCGGAUGAUACUCUAUCCCAACCUCGACUACAAGGGGUUGUUUAACGCUAUAUCCCAGCUCGUCGAUGCUGCCCCACAUCUGCAGUAUGGUAUACAGGCAUUCGGCCAAGCAGUCCUUCAGUGCCUGGGCUGUCUGCUCCCAUUCCUGGAGUACGACAUGAUCGACAACUUACCAUAUCUGGUGGCUUACUGCGUGGCUGUCUUCCCAGUGACGCUGCAUCAGCAGAUACUGCACCUGCUGUGCUAUUACAUACUGCCCUUUACUAUCACACGUCGCUAUUCCGGCCUAGAAGAGGAAAGCCAGGCGUCUCAGUCUGUAGCAGCCAUUGUCAUGAUGGUAUUCCAGCAUUCUAGCAACCCAGCCCACCACUGCCAACUCCUGGAAUGCCUCAUGUCCAUGAAGCAGACAGUCGUCAAAGACAUCCUCUGCGUCAUCGCAUACGGAACUUGGGGCGCGAGGCUGUCAGCCGCCAAACUGCUGUUCUACUACUGGCCCCCGUUUGACGCCAAGCUGUUUGACAGGAAGGGCCUGCUGUGCAAGUUUUCAAACGACCUCGUCCCAUUCCUGUGCCAACGGGACAUGUGUCCCAACGCGGGCACAGCGGAGGCCGCGAAGGUGUGCUACGACCACUGCAUCAGCGUCACCUUCGCGUCCGACAGCCCGCCGCCGCUGUAUCUGUGCAUUGAAUGCGCUAAUGAGAUCCACAGAGAGCAUCCGAAUCAAAGAUUCUUUGAUAUCCUGCAUCCACAACAACAAGUAUCAAUGGUCUGCGAGAAUAAGAACUGCCGCUCCACAGAUAAGGCGGCCUUCUCAAUUUGCUUCUCGAACGAGUGUGCAAGUUAUAAUGGCAACCAUCCUAUCAGAUACUGCCAGCAGUGCCACGGCAACCGCCACAACAGUCGACGCGGCGGCGACCACGUGGUGCACACGCGACUGCCGCACGCGUGGCAGAUGGAUAGCGAUAUGCAGACCAACCUCGUGGAAGCUAUCAUGAGUUUAAUGAAGGAAGCGAAACCGAUCAGCCUGGAAGACCCUGACAACACCAGCCAGAGUGAGGUCAUGAAGCCGCCGGUCUCAGCGAACUUUUCCGACCCCAUCUCGGUGGAAGACCGACAGCUUUUGGGCAGGUAUGGAGUCUGGUUAAUGGUGGGACUGUGCACGCCAAACCCUGACACUCCAGACGAAGUCUUGGGCCGCUUGCUGUCGGUGCUAUUCCACUGGUUCCACGUCACGUCCUUCUCUUAUGUCGGGGAAACAGCAACAACAGUAGAGAAGCUCAAGAUCGAGCACGUCUGCGGUUGGCUACGCGGCCUGGCAGAGACGCACCGCGACGUGCUCAUCGCGUGCCUGAAGCCGCAUCCUCCUCAAUACACACGGGCCGCGGGUCAUUGGGAGAACCUGGCCUCCAAGACCAUCCACCUCAAGGACGGGCUCAACAGAUUAUACUGCCUGAUUCCUUACGGCAUAGUCACGCAGUCUAUUUGGGACAUAAUCAUGCCGACUUGGAUGGAAUCUAUAUGCAACGAAGUACCAGAAAGGGAACUUCUAGACCUAAAAAUACCUCUAGCAAAGAUCUUAGAGCCAGACGGGACUAUGGUGGGGGUUGACGAGAAGAAACUCUACAACUUCGCUAUGAUCAAGGUCACUGAAACUCCUACACCAGACACCGUAUUGCCUGUGCUGGAGUGGUUCCAGGUUCGAUUCUAG